This is a messenger RNA of Lacerta agilis (Sand lizard), 1923 nucleotides long. RefSeq names its product ras homolog family member U (gene RHOU). Gene Ontology annotation, biological process: small GTPase-mediated signal transduction. NCBI's taxonomy places the organism in Eukaryota, Metazoa, Chordata, Lepidosauria, Squamata, Lacertidae. The coding region runs from base 195 to 1019 and encodes 274 amino acids. The transcript has 4 exons. The record is from RefSeq and is a predicted model, not a curated record. Gene Ontology annotation, molecular function: GTPase activity; GTP binding.
GCGUCUCUCGGGCUGCCGGGCGGCACCGCUGUGCAGGGACCCGGAGCUGCGCCGGCUGGGCGCUCCUGCCUAGGACGGCUCCCCUCGGCCGGCCGCGCCGCCGCGCCUUGCUUGCUUCCCCUUGUCCCCCGGUGGCUCAGCCCCGGCGGGUCCCGCUGUCCUCGGAGGGGGUCUCCCGCCCGGGAGCCAGGCGGAUGCCGCCGCAGCAAGAAGGAGAGACGGGCUACAUCAGCAAGCCGCUGCCGGGCGGCUGCGAAGUGCCCCCGGUGCCGCCGCGGAGGGUCCGCAGCAGCCGGGCAGCGGCGCUGGGGGCCGCGCUUGGGAGCCGCUGCCGGGCCGGGGCGGGCGGCGGCGGGACUGGCGGCGGCGGAGGCGAGCCUCGCCGCAGCAUCAAGUGCGUGCUGGUGGGAGACGGCGCGGUGGGCAAGACCAGCCUGGUGGUGAGCUACACCACCAACGGCUACCCCACGGAGUACAUCCCCACUGCCUUCGACAAUUUCUCAGCUGUUGUAUCCGUUGAUGGCCGGCCAGUGAGGCUCCAGCUCUGUGACACAGCUGGCCAGGAUGAAUUUGACAAGCUCCGGCCACUGUGCUACACUAACACAGACAUCUUCCUGCUGUGCUUCAGCGUGGUGAGCCCUUCCUCUUUCCAGAAUGUGAACGAGAAGUGGGUUCCUGAAAUCCGAUGCCACUGCCCCAAAGCACCCAUUAUCCUCGUUGGGACCCAAUCGGACCUCCGGGAGGACGUCAAGGUCCUCAUUGAGCUGGACAAAUGCAAAGAGAAGCCCGUGGCGGAGGAGGCCGCGAGGCUCUGUGCCGAGGAAAUAAAAGCUGCCUCUUACAUCGAGUGCUCCGCUUUGACUCAGAAAAACCUCAAAGAAGUCUUUGAUGCAGCCAUUGUUGCUGGCAUUCAGUACUCGGAUACUCAGCAGCAGCCAAAGAAAUCGAAAAGCCGGACUCCAGACAAAAUGAAAAACCUCUCCAAAUCCUGGUGGAAAAAGUAUUGCUGUUUUGUAUAGUAUAUUUUGCAAAGGCUUUGAAAACAGCAGUUGGAUACUGGGAGCGGGUCAAAGCUAUAUUAGCUCAAAAUCUCUCUAUUCCAGAGCACACGGACUGAAUUCCACGGCUCUACGUGCUGCUAAAUGUCAUCCGUUGUCAUUGGAGGAGGAGGUGGUGGUGGGAGGAGAACCUGAGGGAGCUGCUUGAUAUGUGCAUUAGGUGGAAGGUUCCCACUCGGAGUCAGUGGAUUUUCCUGUUGCCAAGGGACAACUUACCCCACACUUCUGUGAAACCAGAAGCUGUGCCGAGGAAUUGACUCCAUGCAGAAGUGGGAGGAGCCGCAACAGAGGCCUCUGAUGCCAAGGAGACACAGAAACCAGGAAAAGACUAUAGGAAGACAGAGUUUGACAGGUGGAUGUUAGAAAAUGUGUGCUACUCAAUGACAUUUGGCUUCCCACGCGCCCGUUUUCAGUCUUGCCGUCUUCAGAAACUAUAACAUGCAUUCCAGAAACAUCCAUAGUUUGAUAAAUUUAGCAGAAUCUGCACAUAAAUCCUAUAUAUUUUUCUUAAGACGAUAUGCCUACUUCAUGCACAGUGUAGGGAUGUCUUAACACAAUGAGCUGCUUACAUAACUGCAUCUUAUUUGUAGACCCCUGACUUACAGAUCUUUUACAUGGUGUAAAUGUGCAUGCUUGCCAAAUUAUAAAAAAUAAUAAUGAUGAUAUUUUGAAUAGCCUUGGGUUGCUUUUCUAUUUCUAGAGACCCCAUGACAGGUUUUUUUUAUCAGUUUAUAAAGGAUGUAAUGCUCCCCUUAAACGAUGCACCAAAUACCUGUGAAAUGUAUGUAUCUGAUGGUCUAAGUCAAUGUGAUGAUGUUUUCUACAAGAUAAUCUCAACUAAUUACAUAAUAGUCUUUUUCACAUA